Molecule: messenger RNA, 1363 nt
Organism: Varanus komodoensis (Komodo dragon)
Lineage: Eukaryota; Metazoa; Chordata; Lepidosauria; Squamata; Varanidae
Gene: FNDC4
Product: fibronectin type III domain containing 4
Exons: 6
Coding region: 1-924 (307 amino acids)
Molecular function (GO): protein binding
Source: RefSeq, a predicted model, not a curated record
AUGCAGGGAUUCUGGGAUGUCAGCAGGCGACAGUAUCAGACCAAGGCCAGGAAAUGCCUGAGGCAUGAGGAGGGUUCCCCCACGGAGGUGGAGUUGGACGCCGAGGCUGCUGAAAGCCCCAACCUGCCAGUGGGGGAACGGGGAGAAUUUGCGCGCGCACCAAGAGUUGAACAGCCUGUCAAACACAGAGGUCUCUCCCAACGAGGAGGGGAUGCCGGUUGCUGGGCAACUCAGGCCGGCUGGCAUGGGCGGGAGGGCUGCAAGGGCGGUGGAGACCGUGGGGCGCUGGAGGGGGCUCGGCGAUCCAGGGCUGACUUUGUCCUCCUCUCUCCUUGUCUCCCAGACCGCCCCCCGUCUCCUGUCAACGUCACCGUCACGCAGCUCAAGGCAAAUUCUGCAACUGUCUCCUGGGAUGUCCCUGAGGGAGAUGUCAUCAUCGGCUACGCCAUCUCGCAGCAGCGGCAGGACGGACAGGUGCAGCGGUUCAUCCGAGAAGUGAACACCACCAACCGGGCCUGCGUGCUCUGGGACCUGGCCGAGGACGCCGACUAUGUCGUCCAGGUGCAGAGCAUCGGUCUCCAUGGAGAGAGCCAAGCCAGCAAGAGGGUGCAUUUCCGCACCCUGAAGCAGAGCGAGCGCCUCCCCUCCAACAGCUCCAACCAGGGAGACAUCACCAUGGAGGGGCUGGACAAGGAGCGGCAGCUGCAGACGGGCGAGAUCGUCAUCAUUGUGGCCGUGCUGCUCAUGUGGGCAGCGGUCAUCGCCCUCUUCUGCAAGCAGUAUGACAUAAUUAAGGACAACGAUUCCAACAACAACAAAGAGAAGAGCAAGCCGUCCUCUGAACACAGCACUCCAGAGCGGCCAGUGGGUGGGCUGCUACGCAGCAAGAAGAAAUCACCAUCAGUUAAUAUCAUUGAAGUGUAGCUGCUGCUACCGGCCAGGAGUGUCAGGGAAGAUCAGGGGACUUUGCUGAGCUCCUGGCCAGUCUCUUCACCUGCAUGCAAAGCAUCAACGCUUCUUGCCCCGCGGGGAAAGACCUGCAUGGAGCCAGGCCCUGGGACAGGUGAAGGCGGAAGUCAGCGUCCAGCUAACUCCCUGCCUGUAUCUGCAGGAGGGGACGACUGGGAAAGGCCCCCCGUGGCAGCCACCUGGGGAAACCUGCAAAGCAGGCGGCCUUCCUGGACAGCUGCUCCUGGCACAGGCUCCAGCUGAGUUGCCCUCGCCUUUCCCCUGCACAGCAGGAGCUGAGAGCACCGCCCAUGCCCCCUCGGACUCACACUGACUGACCAGAGGCAGCCGUGGAGGCGAGGCAGCUGGGCCUCUGCCAUGGCCACCAAGAGCCGCAGCACUUGGGCCUCAUCCC